Hyposmocoma kahamanoa is the source of this 3610-nucleotide messenger RNA. It is a transcript of the gene wde, whose product is annotated as activating transcription factor 7-interacting protein 2. The transcript has 4 exons. Bases 146 to 3502 code for a protein of 1118 amino acids. The record is from RefSeq and is a predicted model, not a curated record. Gene Ontology annotation, cellular component: transcription regulator complex; nucleus. Gene Ontology annotation, molecular function: transcription coregulator activity; protein binding. Gene Ontology annotation, biological process: regulation of DNA-templated transcription. NCBI's taxonomy places the organism in Eukaryota, Metazoa, Arthropoda, Insecta, Lepidoptera, Cosmopterigidae.
CUUCUGCUUAUGUCAGUACCGAUAUAGCCGCGUAAGUGAACACUCGUUUCGCGCAAUUGUUAUCUUCUUUGUAUUCUUCUUUUAACUUCUUUUACUCGACGUCAUUAUAGGUCUUAGCGGUAAUCGGCGCAGGAAAUGUUAAAAAAUGCAACUAAUUGUGAACACUGAGAGCACGGAUACUGAGAAGAUGUCGACAAUUGAACAAGAAUCUCUAAUUGAAAAACCAUUUAUCAAUGGAUCUCAAGAAAUGAAUGAUGUCAUUAAAGCAAUUGACGAUCAGGAAAUACCAAUUGCCAAUAAAGAAAACAUCCAAGUCGAAGAAAAUAAAAUUAUUAACAUUUACGAAAAUAGACACCCUGCAGAAACUCCAGAAGUUAAAGAUGACGAUAAGAUUAGUGUACAUACGAAAGAAGAAGCCAAAAAAUCCAUUGAUGAUGCUGCUGUGACUGAUGAAGAUUGUAAGCAAUUGACGGAUAGCACUGAACAUAAUUGUUCUGUCAUUAAAAAUGGGACUGAAAAUGUCACGCAUGAAAUUGACGAGAAUAAAUCUCAAAAUAAUUCUGUUGAAAAAGACGAGGGUUCGAAAAUUUUUGGUAUUAUAAUUAAUACACAGAAUAAUGCAGCUACAGAGAAUAAUGCAGUUAAAGAUGAAAACAAAAAUGAUGAUGAUAAAGAUGAAAACAAAAAUGAUGAUGAUACUGUUGUCAAAGGAAUAAAGCCGGUAAAGGAUACACAAUCACACGAAGAAACAGAAAUCGAUGAUUUAAAAGAAAAAAAAAAUAUCGAAGGUGUUGAUGUAGAGCAUGAAGCUAAGGUGAUAAUUAGUGAAGUUGAUUUUAAUGAAGUUAAAGAAAAAAAUAGUGAAUUUAAGCAAACAUUACAAGAAAAUUCACAUGCUUCAAUAACAGCAGAUGAAUCUGAAACCAUACCACAAAAAGCAGCCAACGAGUCUUCCGAAGCAAUUUCAGACUUAGGUGAAGAAUUUCCUUCCACUUGUCCAAAUGAUGGAGACUCUGUAAGACAAGAAAUCGCACAAAUUUCAACGAUCGACGCAGAUGACGUACAUAGUAUUAGAGAAAUCGACAGUACGAUUAUCUCUUCUGGUGAUAAUAGUAACUGUAAGGAAACUUCAGUACAUGCCGCUGAUAUUAGAGGUGAAAUAACACAAGGCGACAGUGAAAACACAGAGAUGCCUAAGGAAAUGUUGGAUCCCGGUGACGUAAUAACGGAAAUAAUCACUGAAGAGAAUAAUCCUGCGCAACUUACAGAGGACGUUGAAAUGGUGAGUACUGAAUGUAAAAUUAAUGAUAUUGCCGACGUUAAAGCCGAAGAGAAGAGUGAAUAUGCACAAACGGCAGAGCACGUUGAAGUGGUUGAUUUGCAAGAUAAAAACAAAGAUGAUGCUGACAUUCAGGGUAUCAUCCAAAUGGAUAUUAGUGAGAACGGGGAUAAAACCACUAUUCAAAGUUCGCGGAAUGGAGAAAUAGACGAUGUAGAUAAAAAUAAAGAUGAUAGCUAUAGUCAAGUUACCACUGUAUCAACUGUUGAUCAAAAUGAGAAUAAAGACACCAGUACAAAAAACAUGAAAAUCGACACUGUAAAAGAUAAAAAUUCUGAAAUUAAAAAUGAAAGUAAUGACGUUAUUGCAAAUACAGUCAAUGAUAUUGUAGACUUAGACGAAGUUAAAAUUGUUGAAGAUGAUCGCAAAGAGGGUACAUGUGAUAAGAAAGAAGUAUCUCGUGUAGCACAGAAAGUCGAAGAGAAGAUAAUAUGUACUACAACUAUUAGACUUUCAAAUACCUUAGAUAUUUUGUCUGAUGAUGACGAAGAACCUCCAAAGACUAUUUCACCAGAACCAUCUAAAGUAGAUAUACAAAAGGUCACAAGUCCUGAAGUUUCGGAAAAAUGUAUAAACCUAGAUGAUGAUGAUGACAUCAUGCUUAUUGAUGAUGUCACAAGCAGUGAUCUCAAGGAAAAAACCCCUGAGGCAACUGUUGAAAGUGGGAAAUUGGAUUUUGACCUUGAAUCAGUUAACAGCAAAGAGAUUGAAGACAGCAAGGUGCCAGUCACUGGCAAUAAUCUGGAUCCUGUUAUAUCGGAAAGAACCACUUCACCUAAAGUGACAACAGAACAAAUUGUAGAUGAAAACCCUGAUGAGAAAUCUGAAAAACCUAAACCAUUAAUUCCUGACAAUUUCUUUAAAACCUUCAAGAAAAACUUAGCUGAAAUGACCAGAGAUGACCUUGAGGAGUUCUGUAUUCUAAAAAUAGUAGAAAGUGUAGUCGAACGGAGCAACUUAAACGAUACCAAAUCAAAAUUGAAAACUAUGGCACUAGGCAUAGAAGAGUACAAAAAGAAAGCUAUGAUGCUCACGAAACAAAACAGAGAUUUACAAGUUGUUUUAAAGUCUAUUCAGGAAGAACUAAAAAAGAAAUCUGGUACUGCAAUUACCCCUCUAAAGAUUACUAGAUCUGUCGGUAUGCAAGUUAUAAUGCCGGACAAAAACAGGCGAAAAGGAAUGGUGCAAAAUACGGGGGCUAGUCCUAACACUAAUGCACAAACAAAUGUUAAUAAUAAUACUAAUCGACCACAGAGAAAUUCUAACCAGAACCAGCGACUUCAAAAACAAGCAAGUACCGUGCAGUCCAUACCAGUUCCUAGAUUAGUGCCAGCUACGAACACUAAUGUCACAAAUAAACCUGCACAACCUUCUACUACGAAUAAUGCAAAAGCAGCUACUUCCUUGCCAAAUGGCGCUAAAAACGCUCCAGUCACACAAAAAGCCGCUGAAAAACGGGCACACAGCCGUGUACAAUCUGUCACUGUAGAUUUAACAGAUGACGAACCUCCUGCUAAACAAACGCCGAAGAAUUCGCCAGUUCCACCCGUGCGUCUGAUACCUUCACAAAACCUUUUGUCGACGAGACAGCAGUUCACUCAAAAUAGUCCUCGAAAAGUCUAUAUACCUAUAAGUGGUCCCCAGGCUCAGAAUAUUAGACCGGGACAAGCUGUAAUGUUGAAGAAUGUAUCUCCAUCACCUGCACCGAGAGCGAACAGGCCUCCAAUGGUGCGACUGCCGCAAAGUUCAGUGCGCUCGGGCAGAGGUCCUAACAGCAACAGGCACCCGGCACCUUUACCGGACGCCAUGAAACAAUAUCAACCCCCCAACUGGAAAGCUUUACCACCAGCGCCGGAUCUAAAACUAUCCAAAGUAGAAAACGGCAUAGUCAUCUCAUGGAAAAUUGACGGAUAUCAAGAUGACAGUUACGAAGAAAUAGCUAGUUAUCAAUUGUAUGCUUAUCAAGAAACUUCAACGCCUCCAAACACGGCGCUAUGGAAAAAGAUUGGCGAUGUCAAAGCGUUACCCUUGCCAAUGGCCUGCACAUUGACGCAAUUUAUGGCCGGAUACAAGUAUUACUUCGCAGUUAGAGCUGUAGAUAUCAGGUCACGGGUGGGGCCUUUCAGCUUGCCUGGCAGUAUACUUCUCCUUAAUAAAAUGUAAGACUGAAGCAUAAGAACUUAGAAUUACAUAAUAUAAUAUUUGUUACUAUGAUGUUAUACAUUGUAGCAACGCUUUGUGUAGAUCUCUUUGGUAUUGGAUUUGUUAAUU